AUGUUUUCAAUAAAUGAAUAUCAAUCGUUAAAAAUCAAUGGUACAUGGAGAGAUCGUCUUCAAUAUGUUUUAUCAAUACCUAAUAAAGAUUCAAUAGAAAAUUAUUUAAAAGAAUCCUUAUUUUCAUCUUACGAUGAUUUAAAAAUGUUAAUUUUUUUAUCUGUAUCAAGUAAAAAUGAUAAAAAUUUAAUGGAAAUAUUCAAGAAUGAUUCAUUACCAAUACACCAACGAAUUUCUGCUGGUCAAUAUUGGAUUAAAUUUCAAAAAGAUGAAAAACAAAUUCAUAAUUUGCUUGUUGAAGUAAUUAAUGAUAAAAAUAUUGCUCGCUAUUUAAAGCAUCAAAUAUUAAAAGUUCUUCCUAGAAUAAAACUUUUAAAAAAAUCGAAUUCAUUUUUUUAUGAUCUUAUUUGUGAUUUAACUAAAUACAAUAAUCAUGAUCAAUAUAAUAUUGAUGGCCAUUUAGUACCUUGUUGUAAAAAAGAACAGAUAAUUAAUCUUUUAUCACAAUGGUCAUUAAAACGUUUCGAACAAAUCGAUUGUUUAUCAUCAUUUUAUUUUAAAUUAAUUCGUUAUCAACCUCUUAUUGUUUUACGUUUAAUAAAAGAAGAUUUAGAUGCAUUAAAAACAAAUGAUGAGAAAUUUUCAGAUUAUUUUCAAAAAAAUGAAAAAUUAUUUAAUUUACUUGCGAAAAAAAUUCCGAAAGAAUUAAUUAACUUAACAAUUGAAUAUUUAAAUCAAUUAGAAAAGCAUAAAAGAUUUUUACCACAAUUUAUUCAAUCGCAAGAAAAAUAUUUUUUCAAAAAAGUUCCUGAUCGAAUGAUUCAAUUAAUAACAAUUGUUGCUAUAAAUAAACCAGGUAAAAUAAAAUACAUGACAAGAUGGAGUCAAGAAGGAUAUGAAUUGAAUUCAUUGUCAUUGCCUACAUCAUUUUCUAUUGAAAAUUAUAUUAAUUUAUUUUUUUCAUUAUAUGAUACAUGUCAAUGGUCGUCAAAUAAUACAUUACAAAUUUUUAAAUAUCUAUUAGAAAAUAGAAAUUCAAAUAUAUAUUCAUUAAAAAAAGAAAGAAAAUGGUUAAUUGAUACAGUUAUUGAAGAACGUAUCGGAAAAGAAUUGUUUUUAGAAAAAUUCUUAAAGGAAGCAAAUGAAAAUUAUCUGGAUCUAUUUUCAAAUUAUCCGGAAUUAACAACAUUUCUUUCUUUUCAUUUAAUAUCAGAAUAUGAACGAAAUGGAAUAAUUCAAGAUAAAAAACGUUUAUCAUUAAUUCGUUAUCAACUGAUGACACAAGAUUUAUUUGAUCAAUUUUUAUCUUUAUUUAAAAAAACCUCAUCUGAUUUCCAUCAAAGACAAGAAAAUUAUCUUCUUUUUAUUCAAUGUGCUAUUUCAUCAAAUAAUAAUUUAUUUAUUAAAAAUGUUUUAGAAUUUAUUCAAAAAAGAUUUACAAAUGAACAAAUUAUUGUUAUUGAAUAUUUUUUACGCCAGUUGUCUUCAUUAAAUAGACGUUUUCAUAUAGAGUUUUUACCGAAUUAUUUUGAUUUAAUUGAAUCAAUUAUAAAUAUUGCAAUGAAUCAUUUACAACAAUCAAGAAAUACUUUAGAAAUUAUCAUUUCUUAUGGAAUAUUUUUACUUAAAAUUAUUGAAAACUGUCAAAACAAGCAGAAAAAAGAAAAACUUCAAGAGUUUGCUAUGAAAAUCAUUAAACGAUGUUACACCAAAAAUGAUAGUCUUACAAUAACUAGUUCAUCAAUAGAUGAAUCGUAUCAAGAAGCAAAUAAAAUAUUUGCUGAUAUUCUUCUAUCAGAUUUAUAUCCAAAAUUAAUUCAUAAAUCAAUGUUAGAUGAAUUAAACGAUUCAUUAAGUUCGUUUACAAUUAAAAUUUGGCGUUUACCACAAAUUGAUUCAUUUCUUAAUCUAUUUUUUACUGAACAUCUUUGUUCCUCAACAAAAAUCCAAUCAUCAUUUGAUAUCGACCAGCAUUCUUCAUUGAUUUCAUUUUUUCUCAAAAAUAAAUCAACACAACUUGAAAGAAUUAAUCAACUAAUUAAUAAUAUCAACAAAAUAUUUUUUGUUAAUACAAACGUUCAACGUAUUGCUUUACGUUCACAACAAUAUCGGCAAUUUAUAGAUGAAUUAAUUCAAGAUGAAAAAUGUUUGACUAUUGACAAAUUAUUAAAUGAAACAAGUGAUUUUCGAUUGAUAAAAAAUUCUGAAACAAAAAAUCUUAAAUUACCUGGAUUAAAUAUUGAAGUAUUAAAUUCUUGUUAUUGUUUAUUGACUGGAAAACAACAACAAACUAUAACUAAAAUUAUUUUAAAUGAUUAUCUUCAAGAUAACGAUAUAUCUAAUGUCGAUAAAUUGAAAUCUUUACGUGUUCUUCGUCGUUUAUCAGAUACAUAUAAUGAAACUGUUGAGUGGAUUAAUAAAAAACAAGGUUCUGCAUUAACAACAAAUAAUACAAAUGAAACAACUAGUGGCCGUACUCGUGGUGCUGCUGUUCAGCCAAUUGAUACUAUUGUUUUAUGUCUACCAGCUAGAUUUGAUAUAACAUCAGAAAAUUUAUAUAAACAUUUGGAUUUAUUAAAAAAUAAUUUAAAUACAUCAAAUGCGAAAUUUAUUAGUGAUGCUAUAUUAAAUAUUUCUCGUAAAAUAAAUGAUGAUAUUUUCUUAAAAUUCUAUAUUGAAUUUAUUUCCGAUGAAAAAUUUCCAAAACUUGGUAUAACAGCAAAUAAAGAAAUUCUUCGUUUAUUAAUUGAAUUUGUAUCAAAUUCAAGUUUAAUAAAAACUGUUGUUAAACCAUUAUGGGAUAAUCAUCCUCAUCAAGAUGUUCGCGCUUGUCUUAUUUUAACUUUACUUCAUUUUAUUGAUAAAAUAAAUCCAAAUAAUGAUGAUAAUGAUAUAAUUAUUUGGAAAAUUCUUGAACAAGCUGCAGAUGAUGAAUAUCUUCCUGUAGUUCAAUCUUUAUUUGCUGCUCAUAGAGGAGAAUCUCGUUGGCCAUUAUCAAAAUUAAAAUAUUCAUCAAAUAAUUUAUUUGAAACAUUUGUUAAUCGAAUACAAUUUAAAAUCUUAGAUCAUCCAACAUCUUUAGAAGCACGUUCAUGGGCUUGGGCAAAUGUUGAAUAUGAACAUUGUCAGACGAGUGUAUUGAUUGAAAAAGCUCAUCUUUUAUGUAUUCAAUUUGAUAAAAAUGCAGAUAAUCUAUGGGAAACUGCUUUUGAAAAAAUAAUUCUAUCUUAUAAACAACAAAAAAUAUCUUCAAUAGAUAAAGUUAUUGAUAUUAUUAAAAAAAUGAUGUCAUAUAGAGAGGAAAUCGAUUCGAAAGAAAAUGCUAUUGAUAAACAACAUGAUUUACCAGUUUAUCAUCGUAUUCAACAUCUUUUAAAAAAUCUAACAUCUCAUAUAGAUCAAUUUAAUAAUGAAGAAAAAAUUUCUUUUCGUUUACUUAUUCCAAUUAUUUUUCAAUUUGAUAAAACAUUUGCUCCAUUUAUUGGAAAAUUAUUAAUUAAAUUAUCUCAAACUAAAGAAGAUAUUGAAGAUGGACUAAAAAUGCUGGAAGAAAAUUUACCGGAAAGUUAUUUUGAAAGAAUUUUAAUUGAUUUAUCAAUAUUUAUUAAUAAAACAGAUUCUUGUCCUUUUAUUCAACAAUUAAAUGUUGAUGAUAAACUAAAUUUAGCGAAAUGGUUUAUGGAAGAAAAAAAUCGACCAUUGUUCAUUUUUGAUUUACUUAAAAAUCACGUAUUCAAUCAAUCUGGUGUCGAUCAACAGCAAUGUCAAAAUAUGAUUCGAAAUUUAAGACAAUCGAAAAAUUUAUUUCUACAAGAACAAGCCUUGACAUAUAUUGUACCUUGGAAAAAUGAUCAACUUGUCAGCGACGAUGACAGUGAUCACGAUAUCACUGAUUAG
Molecule: messenger RNA, 3897 nt
Organism: Rotaria socialis
Lineage: Eukaryota; Metazoa; Rotifera; Eurotatoria; Philodinida; Philodinidae
Source: the annotation of a GenBank genome assembly